Messenger RNA from Recurvomyces mirabilis, 933 nucleotides. RefSeq lists its product as uncharacterized. Lineage: Eukaryota; Fungi; Ascomycota; Dothideomycetes; Mycosphaerellales; Teratosphaeriaceae. The transcript has 2 exons. The record is from RefSeq and is a predicted model, not a curated record. The coding region runs from base 1 to 933 and encodes 310 amino acids.
AUGUCCUCCACUCUCGCUCGCCACGCCUCCGCCAUUCAACCCUCCUCGAUCCCCACCCUCAACGAUCUCUACACCCAAGGCAUCCUCGAACCCGCAGACCAGACCCACCCCCAGGCAACCUCAAAAUACAACACACAAAUCUGCCUAAUACGCACCGACAUCACCACUCUCGCGACCGACUGCAUCGUCAACGCGGCCAAUGAGUCGCUCCUCGGGGGUGGAGGCGUAGACGGAGCAAUCCACAGCGCAGCCGGACCCGGUCUCCUACGCGAAUGCCGGAUGCUAGAUGGCUGCGAUACAGGAUCCGCAAAAAUCACAGGUGCCUACCAGCUACCUUGUAAGAGAGUGAUACACGCCGUCGGACCCAUCUUCUCCCUCGCACUCCGGCAAGGGAAAGGGGAGCCAGCACGAUUACUAGGAGGUUGUUACACCACGAGUCUUGAUCUAGCUGUGGAGAAUGGAUGCAAGAGUAUUGCCUUCUCAGCCCUCAGUACAGGCGUGUAUGGGUAUAAGAGUCAACUAGCGGCACGAGAUGCUCUGACGGCCGUAAAGGGGUGGUUGGAUGAGGAUGAGGAGAGGGCGAGGAAGAUUGAGAGGAUUGUCUUUUGUUCUUUUUUGGCUAAAGAUGAGGCUGCUUACGAGGAGUGGGUGCCACGUUUCUUCCCACCCGCGGCGGAGAACAAAGAAACGAGUGCUCAACCCAAUGAUCGAGCAACGACAAUGGAUGGGACCGAGAAGCCGGCUGAGGAGACUAAAGUAGACGAGACAUCUGGAGACAUGCCAGCUGGGGAGCUACCUUUGCCUGUUCUACCGGAUGUGCCUACGAAGGAGUCAACAGAGCCAGGACAGCCGGACGCAAAGAAGCAGAAGAUAGCGAACGACGACAACACGACGGCAAGCAUACAAGAUGGCGAUGCAGUAAGGAAACUGUGA